UCACUAACGAUGGGUACGAAGUUGCUGUGAAGAUGUUGAGGACUCAUCUUGCCGACAUAGAGAACAAGCAGUUUCGAAAUGAGUUACAAACCCUCAGGAAGCUUGCCCAUCAAAACAUUGUACAGCUUCUUGGCUAUUGUUAUGAAGCAGAGAAAAACAAAACACCUCUUAUCAUGCCGGAUGGAAGUAAGGCUUUUUGUUAUGAGAUGCAUACAGCGCUCUGCCUUGAAUACUUGCACAAUGGGAGUCUACAAAACCUUCUUUCUGCUGAUGAGUCUUGCGAAGUUAAGCUUGAUUGGCACAUGCGGUUCAAAAUAAUAAAGGGGAUUUGUGAGGGUCUAAAGUAUAUGCACAAGGAACGUAUUUACCAUUUUGACCUAAAGCCUGACAACAUAUUGCUAGAUAAGGAUAUGGUUCCAAAGAUUGCAGAUUUUGGUUUGUCUAGGAUCUUUGGUCAAGACAUGAUACGGAUCACACAUGGCCCAUAUGGAACGCUUGGUUACCAACCACCAGAAUACAUCCAUGGAGGUGAACUCUCAGAAAAGUUUGACAUAUUCAGCUUGGGUGCUAUAAUGAUAAAGAUAGUUUCAGGGGCCAUGGGUUACCCUGAUUGUUCGGACAUGUCUUCACAUGAAUUCAUUGAUCAAGUCCUGGAAAAAUGGAGGAACAAGUUGCAGGAAACAUGCAUUAGUAGUGAUUCCCUGCUUGAAGCAUACUGCCGCCAAGUUGUGACAUGCACUCAGAUAGCAUUGAACUGUUUGAAUGAAGAUAAUCAGAAAAGGCCUGACAUAGUGAAGAUCACUGAGAGUCUUAAUGAGAUUGAUACUGGCGUUGGCAAGGUAAUUAAUAUUAUUUGUAAAGGCAGAUACUAGCUAGCAUCAAGAGCCUAAUAUAG
This is a messenger RNA of Panicum virgatum (switchgrass), 895 nucleotides long. Its product is annotated as cysteine-rich receptor-like protein kinase 19. The record is from RefSeq and is a predicted model, not a curated record. NCBI's taxonomy places the organism in Eukaryota, Viridiplantae, Streptophyta, Magnoliopsida, Poales, Poaceae. Bases 33 to 872 code for a protein of 279 amino acids. Gene Ontology annotation, biological process: protein phosphorylation. The transcript has 4 exons. Gene Ontology annotation, molecular function: ATP binding; protein kinase activity.